Molecule: messenger RNA, 942 nt
Organism: Orbicella faveolata
Lineage: Eukaryota; Metazoa; Cnidaria; Anthozoa; Scleractinia; Merulinidae
Product: octopamine receptor beta-2R-like
Biological process (GO): G protein-coupled receptor signaling pathway
Cellular component (GO): membrane
Molecular function (GO): G protein-coupled receptor activity
Source: RefSeq, a predicted model, not a curated record
UAUUUGUAUUUUUCCUAGUUGGCAUGCCCUCGAUGUGGUUUUGGAUUUGUGGAUGGCUUCUAGUUGUUUUAACAGUGAUUGGAAAUGGACUGGUAAUUUACCUGGUCGCCACCAGGUCUCGCCUUCACACCACAGCAAACUGGUUUAUCCUGUCCCUAGCCGCGGCUGAUUUAUGCUGUGGACUAUCCUUCUUUCCUCCGUUGUUUGGAGCCAAGUUCGGUUUUUACACGAUUGAUCUCACCCACGCUGGCGUCUUUUUCAAAGUCAGCUUCACCUUCUUUUAUUGCUCGAACGCCAGUGUCUGCGCAAUGACGGUUGAUCGUCUCCUUGCAAUCACAAAGCCCCUCAGGUAUGUCUCUCUGAUGACGACAGAAACCAUCCGGAUUUUGAUUCUCGCUGCGUGGAUAACUCCACUUCUGCUCUUUGGCUUCCCCGCCAUUUUUAUGUACAGAGGCAACCCAGGGUACACCAUGUUCGUGGAGUUUUCCAGAGUGAUAAUCUUUCAGAUCUCUCCCCUCGUGAUGUUUCUCAUAGCCACAUGUCACCUGCUACACCUUGCCCUGAAAUCCCACCGCCAAACGAAAGCCUUGGUCGCGCAGGUUCAGUUCAAUCACGCCUCUGGUGAAGCUAACAUCCAAGUGCCUUCUCCAAGAACAAACGCCAGAGCUUCUAUCGUUCUCAUCGUCCUGAUCAUGACGUUCUUUAACGUCACCUACCUUGGAGGGAAUUACCGGUGCAUUUGUCUACUCACCGACAGUUGCCCUGUCACUGGCACUCUGAUGUAUAUCAUCUACCUUGUCCUGAUCGCUAACAGCGCGGUCAAUCCAAUCUUCUAUGCAUUUCUCAAGAAGGACAUUCGGCGGGAACUUCGUUGCAUGUUCUCAAGUUAAUUAGGUCAUUAAAGGAGCUCAGUAAUAGUUUACUAAGACAAACAAAAAAAAA